Messenger RNA from Polyodon spathula (Mississippi paddlefish), 7757 nucleotides. RefSeq names its product dnaJ homolog subfamily C member 13-like. The transcript has 57 exons. Gene Ontology annotation, cellular component: endosome membrane. Bases 195 to 6935 code for a protein of 2246 amino acids. Lineage: Eukaryota; Metazoa; Chordata; Actinopteri; Acipenseriformes; Polyodontidae. Gene Ontology annotation, biological process: regulation of early endosome to late endosome transport; endosome organization; receptor-mediated endocytosis. The record is from RefSeq and is a predicted model, not a curated record.
GCGCAUGCGCAUUGACCUGUUUGUGGCAGAAGGAAGAUGGCAGCCUCCUGAGUGAGACCGCAGAGCUGGUGCCAAGAUUAGGAGAAACAAACAAAAAAACAAUAAUAAAUACAAAUCGGUAAUACACAUUGGAGGGGGACAAAAACAAAGAAGCAAAUCCCGACUGAGAACAGCAUUCCAGGUCUCACUGGAAGAUGAAUAUCCUCAAAGACAAUAAAAACUUAGCCUGUUUCUACACCACAAAGCAUUCCUGGAGGGGAAAGUAUAAAAGAGUCUUUUCUGUUGGCACCCAUGGAAUAUCCACCUACAAUCCUACCACUCUUGAAAUUACCAAUCAGUGGCCUUAUGGGGACAUCUGUGGUAUCACCCCAGUUGGGAAGGGACAAGGCACUGAGUUUAACCUCACUUUCCGAAAGGGUAGUGGAAAGAAAUCGGAAACGUUGAAGUUUUCAACUGAACACAGGACAGAACUGCUUACAGAGGCAUUGAGAUUUCGAACUGACUUUUCUGAGGGUAAAAUAACUGGAAGGCGAUACAAUUGUUACAAACAUCACUGGAGUGACACUCGUAAGUCUGUGGUGCUGGAAGUGACGCCUGGAGGAAUAGACCAGAUCGACCCCUCAACCAACAGAAUCAACUGUUCCUAUGACUACAGAAACAUUGAAGGCUUUGCAGAGGUCUCAGACUAUCAGGGGGGGUUCUGUAUACUAUAUGGAGGCUUCAGUAGAUUGCACUUAUUUGCAUCCGAGCAAAGGGAUGACAUCAUCAAAAGUGCUAUCGAGCACGCAGGCAACUACAUAGGCAUCACACUGCGUACCCGGAAGGACCCCAUAGAGUUUGAACAGUAUGUGAUCCACAGACUGGGCAAAUACAGCACAGAUGAUUCAAUCACCUCGCUAGCAGAAUUUGUUGUGCAAAAACUUUCAUCAAGACAUUCGGAGCCUGUGAAAAGAAUAUUGGCACUUACAGAAACAUGUUUAGUGGAACGUGAUCCAGCCUCCUAUAACAUAGUAACGCUGAAACCGUUUGAAGAAAUAUUUUCUUUAGUAUGCGAUGUAGCAAAUCCCCAGCUUUUCACUGUUGAAUUUAUCAGGGGGCAGAUCCAAAAUUAUUCAUCAACAGAAAGAGAUUCCUUGAUGGCCAGUCUGCUGGAUGGAGUAAGGGCAUCCGGGAACAGGGAUGUAUGUGUGAAAAUGGCCCCAACACACAAGGGACAAAGGUGGGGUUUACUCAGCACGCCAGUGGAUGAAGAGGUGGAGAGCCUUCAUCUUAAAUUUCUUGCUGCUCCCCCAAAUGGCAACUUUGCAGAUGCUGUUUUCAGGUUCAACGCUAAUGUUUCAUAUAGUGGAGUGCUGCAUGCGGUUACUCAAGACGGCCUGUUCUCGGAGAACAAGGAGAAGCUGAUUAACAAUGCUAUCACAGCACUGUUGUCACAGGAAGGAGACCUGACUGUGCAUAAUGCAGAGUUAGAGAGCCAGUUCCAAGCUGUGAGAAGACUGGUUGCCUCUAAAGCAGGAUUCCAGGCCUUCACACAACUCCCAAAAUUCCGAGAAAGGCUUGGAGUGAAGACAGUCAAGGCUUUAAAAAGAAACAACGAUGGCGUUACACAUGCUGCUAUAGAUAUGCUUUGUGCCCUUAUGUGUCCCAUGCAUGAUGAUUACGAUUUGAGACAAGAACAGCUGAACAAAGCCUCACUUUUGUCUUCUAAGAAGUUUUUAGAAAAUUUACUGGAAAAAUUUAACAUCCAUGUGGAUCAUGGCACAGGUGCCCUUGUUAUUAGCUCCCUUUUGGAUUUCCUCACCUUUGCCCUCUGCGCUCCAUAUAGCGAGACUACAGAAGGGCAGCAGUUUGACAUGUUACUGGAAAUGGUGGCAUCAAAUGGAAGGACCCUCUUUAAACUUUUCCAGCACCCUUCCAUGGCUAUAGUAAAAGGAGCCGGUCUAGUAAUGAAAGCUAUAAUUGAGGAAGGUGAUAAGGAGUUAGCUUCAAAAAUGCAAGAUUUUGCCCUUAGUGAAGGUGCCUUACCUUGUCAUCUGCACACGUCAAUGUUUACAAUAAGUUCAGAUCAGAGGAUGCUAACGAACAGGCAGCUAAGUAGGCAUUUGGUGGGCCUGUGGACAGCAGAACACCCAACAGCUUUGAAUUUACUCCAGCGUAUAUUGCCGACAGGUCUGCUGGCAUACCUGGACAGCUCUGACCCAGUACCUGAAAAGGAUGUUGACAGGAUGCAUGUCAGGGACAAUGUGAAAAUUGCAGCAGAUCAAUAUGGAAGAUUUAAUAAAGUUCCAGAGUGGCAAAGACUAGCAGGAAAGGCUGCCAAGGAAGUUGAAAAAUUUGCCAAAGAAAAGGUUGAUUUGGUUCUUUUGCACUGGAGGGACAGAAUGGGAAUUGCGCAAAAGGAACAGGACAGAAAUAACAUGAAUACCAACCAAAAACCAGUCAUAUUAAGAAAAAGAAGACAGAGAAUCAAAAUAGAAGUCAACUGGGAACUCUUUUACUACAUGUUCCAGGUUGAUCAUGCAAGGUCAAACUUGAUUUGGAACCACAAAACAAGGGAAGAAUUACGAGAUGCCCUUGAAGGAGAAAUGCGGGCUUUUAACAUCGACCGAGAGCUGGGCAGUGCAAGUGUCAUCUCAUGGAACCAUCAGGAGUUUGAAGUUAAAUAUGAGUGCCUUUCAGAUGAAAUCAAAAUUGGAGAUUAUUACCUGCGGCUGCUUUUAGAGGAAGACGAGGGUGAAGAAACAAGAGCUAUCAAAAGAUCGUACGAAUUCUUCAAUGAACUCUAUCAUCGUUUCCUACUUACGCCAAAAGUGAACAUGAAGUGCUUAUGUUUGCAAGCACUGGCCAUUGUUUAUGGAAAAUGCUAUGAGGAAAUCGGACCCUUCACUGAUACAAAAUAUAUAGUUGGAAUGCUGGAUAGGUGUACUGACAGACUAGAGAGAGACAGACUUAUCCUAUUCCUAAACAAACUCAUUCUGAACAAGAAAAAUGUGAAGGAAGUCAUGGAUUCCAAUGGUGUACGAAUUCUUGUAGAUUUACUUGCACUGGCUCAUCUUCACACAAGCAGGGCUACAGUGCCACUGCAGAGUAAUGUUAUUGAAGCUUCGCCAGAUAUGAAGAGGGAAAGUGAGAAGGAGUGGUACUUUGGAAAUGCAGAUAAAGAAAGAAGAGGCCCAUUUAGCUUUGAAGAGAUGCAGGAAUUCUGGAAAACCAAUGUUCUGACUCCAAAGACGCGAUGCUGGGCACAGGGCAUGGAUGGCUGGCGCCCGUUACAGGCUAUCCCCCAGCUAAAGUGGUGCCUCCUGGCUGCGGGACAAGCUGUGCUGAAUGAGACAGACCUGGCCACUCUGAUUCUCAACAUGCUUAUCACUAUGUGUUCUUAUUUCCCCAGCAGGGAUCAAGAGAACGCAAUCAUCAGACCUCUUCCACGGGCUAAAAGGCUUCUUACUGACAGCACUUGUCUUCCUCAUAUUGUUCAGCUUUUGCUUACUUUUGACCCAAUCCUGGUUGAAAAAGUUGCCACUGUAUUGCAUCACAUCAUGCAAGAUAACCCCCAAUUACCUCGCAUGUACCUCACUGGGGUCUUCUUCUUCAUCAUGAUGUACACAGGCUCCAAUGUGCUCCCUGUAGCAAGGUUCCUGAAGUAUGCUCACCUGAAGCAGGCCUUCAAGUCUGAAGAGGCAAAAAGUCAGGAUAUCGUACAAAGGAGCAUCCUUGGCCACAUUCUUCCUGAAGCCAUGGUCUGCUACUUGGAAAACUACGAACCAGAAAAAUUUUCAGAGAUUUUCCUGGGAGAAUUUGACACACCAGAAGCAAUUUGGAGCAGUGAAAUGAGGCGUCUAAUGAUCGAGAAGAUUGCUGCCCAUCUUGCUGAUUUUUCUCCCCGUCUUCAGAGCAACACCCGAGCACUUUACCAGUACUGCCCCAUCCCUUCCAUCAACUACCCUCAGCUUGAGAAUGAACUCUUCUGUAACAUCUAUUACCUCAGACACCUUUGUGACACACAGAGAUUCCCAGACUGGCCCAUCAAAGAACCUGUGAAACUCCUCAAAGAUACUCUUGAAUCAUGGAAGAAGGAAGUGGAGAAGAAGCCACCUUCAAUGUCGGUAGAAGAUGCUUAUGAGGUUCUAAACCUUCCUAAGGGACAAGGACAACAUGAUGAGAGCAAAAUUAGAAAAGCUUACUUCAGAUUGGCACAAAAAUAUCACCCGGAUAAGAAUCCAGAAGGCAGGGAUAUGUUUGAGAAUGUGAAUAAAGCCUAUGAGUUCUUGUGCACAAAAUCAGGCAAAAUCAUGGACGGUCCAGACCCAGAGAAUAUAAUUCUUAUACUGAAAGCUCAAAGCAUCCUCUUCAACAGGCACAAAGAAGACCUGGAGCCUUACAAGUAUGCAGGCUACCCAAUGCUCAUCAAGACCCUCACCAUGGAAACUACAGACGACCAGCUCUUUUCCAAGACUUCCCCUCUUCUACCUGCAGCUGCUGAACUGGCUUUCCACACUGUAAAUUGCUCGGCUCUUAAUGCAGAGGAGCUGCGAAGGGAGAAUGGAAUAGAGGUGUUACAGGAGGCCCUGUCUCGGUGCGUAGCAGUACUCACCGCAUCAAGCAAACCAGACGAUAUGGCUGUCCAGGUGUGUGGGCACAUAUACAAGUGCUACAGCGUGGCUGCUCAGUUUGAGGAAUGCCGGGAGAAGAUUGUUGAACUUCCAAACAUUAUCCGGGACCUCUGCAGGGUGCUCUAUUAUGGAAAGAAAAUUCCGCGGAUGGCUACCUUGGCUGUAGAAUGUGUCAGCUCCUUCGCUGUGGAUUACUUUCUCCAGACUCACAUGUUCCAUGCUGGGGUCCUCUGGCAUCUCUUAGGCUAUCUCUUCAACUAUGAUUACACUCUGGAAGAAAGUGGCAUUCAGAAAUGCGAGGAUACCAACCAGCAGGAAGUGGCCAAUAGCCUUGCCAAGCUUAGCCUGGUUUCUUUGAGUCGACUGGGCGGUUACAUAUUAGAAGAGAAUGGCCCUCCUGAAAAUCCCACAGUACGGAAAAGCCUGGCUGCUAUGCUUACUCCCUACAUUGCCAGUAAAUUAUCUAAGAAUACACCACCUGAGGUUCUCAAGCUGCUUAACAGCAACUCUGAGAAUCCCUAUUUGAUCUGGAACAAUGGCACCAGAGCAGAAUUGCUGGAGUUCCUUGAAACUCAACAAGAGGGCAUCAUCAAAAGGGGAGAUUGUGAUGAGAGUUUUGGAGCAGAGUUUGUCUUCAGUGAGCAUGGUAAAGAACUGAUCGUGGGGGAGAUAUUUGUCAGGGUCUACAACGAACAACCUACAUUUCCAUUGGAGUUUCCAAAGACCUUUGCUGCCAGUCUUUUGGAUUACAUUGGGUCACAGGCCCAGUACCUCCACACUCUGAUGGCCAUGACCCAGACUGGGAAGGUGGAAUCGGAUCAACAUGGGGAAAGAUUACGCUGGGUGGAAAUGGCCCUGGAAGCUUUGAGAAACGUCAUUAAAAACAACCCAGGAUCGGAGACAGAAUGCAUGGGUCACUUUAAGUUGAUAUUCUCUCUACUAAGAGUCCACGGAGCUGGGAUGGUGCAACAGCUGUCGUUGGAGGUGGUCAACAUUGUCACAAGUAACAAGGAGUGUGUCAAUAAUAUUGCAGAGUCCUUGGUUCUUUCGAACCUUUUGCCCCUGCUGCAUUCACUGCCGUCAAGUCGACAGCUUGUCCUUGAAACUCUUUAUGCUUUAACAUCCAACACUAAGAUAAUAAAAGAAGCUAUGGCUAAAGGUGCACUGAUCUAUUUAUUGGACAUGUUCUGCAACUCCACUCACCCUCAGGUGCGCUCCCAGACUGCUGAGCUCUUUGCCAAAAUAACCUCAGACAAACUCAUUGGCCCCAAGGUGAGGCUCACACUGAUAAAGUUUCUCCCUGGUGUGUUCAUGGAUGCUAUGAGAGAUAACUCAGAGGCUGCUGUACAUAUCUUCGAAGGUACUCAUGAAAACCCAGAACUGAUCUGGAAUGACAACUCCAGGGAGAAGGUGUCUACCACUGUCAGAGAAAUGAUGCUAGAGCACUUUACACAACAAAGGGAUAAUCCAGAUGUCAACUGGAAGUUGCCCGAGGAGUUUACAGUGGCGUAUGGAUCUGCCCAAGGGGAGCUUUCAGUUGGAGGUGUCUUCCUGAGAAUCUUUAUCGCUCAGCCAGGAUGGGUCCUGAGGAAGCCACGGGAAUUCAUGGUUUCGCUAUUUGAAAAACUGACUGAGCUGCUAGGGAAAAAUAACCCAAAUAGUGAAACCUUAGAAACUGUUACAACAGCCACAGUGUGUCUCUUCAGUACUCAGACUCAGUUAGCAGAUCAGGUGCCACCCCUGGGCCACCUUCCCAAGAUCCUACAGGCCCUCAAUCACAAAAACAAUACCAUUCCAAAGAGCUCCAUCCGUAUCAUUCAUGCUCUCUCAGAUAAUGAGAUCUGCGUACGAGCAAUGGCAUCAUUGGAAACCAUUGGUCCCUUAAUGACUGGAAUGAAAGUCAGGUCAGACAUGGUCGGUUUGGCCUGUGAAGCACUGAAUCGGAUGUUCCAAAAAGAACAAACUGAUCUUGUAGCUCAGGCACUGAGGGUAGAAUUGGUACCCUACCUCCUGAAGCUGCUAGAAGGGAUUGGUCUAGAAACUCUGGAUAACCCUGCCGCCACCAAGGCACAGAUUGUAAAAGCACUGAAAUCAAUGACAUGCAGCCUGCAGUAUGGUGAACAGGUGAAUGAAAUCCUCUCUCGUUCCAAUGUCUGGAGUGCCUUUAAAGAUCAGAAACAUGACCUGUUCAUCUCAGAGACGCAAACUGCAGGGUACCUCACAGGUCCUGGAGUGGCAGGCUACCUUACUGCUGGGACUAAAUCAACAGUCAUGCCAAUUGUACCACCUCCUGUUGACAGUGAAAAUGGAGACCAGGGUUAACAGACAAAAGUGUGCCCAGUUUCAAGUCUUUUCAAGUCAGCUGAGAAACAGAAUAGCCUGAGGUGGAUUCUCCAAAACCAUCAGGAUCCUGUUCAGAGCAUUCUUGCCUUGUUUUUUUGUUGUGUUUUUGUUUCACACAAUAACAAAAGUGUUAUAAAUGUUUUGAAGUAUAUAUUUUUUAUUUGUGAGAAAAAUGUUAAGACAUGAUCCAGUGCUUUAGCAUUGUUAAAACGAUAGCGGCACUCUACGGACGCACAUAACAAGAUGAGUCUGCAAGCAUUUUUGUUGCUUGUUCAUCCAUAUCAGUUUACAAGACUGUGAAUCUGAUUUAUAAAUUGUUUUCCUAAUUUUUAUAAUGUUGUUUUACAGUGGUGUAUGAAAAAAAAAAAACAUAACUGGUGUUUAAUUGAAGUCUGCUAGAAAAGGAAAAGAAACAUCUGGUUACUAACUAGAUGGCAGUCUAAUGAUGCUGUGCAUAGCACAGUUUGUCUUAAGUCUUGUUGUUAUGUUAACUGUUCCUCCGAUCAAGUACUGUCCCUCUCUGCUCCUGCUGUCCCUUUCUGUCAGUCUUUCAUAUGAUUUUCCAGAUUGCAAACAACAGUAGAUAUUUGUAUGUAUAACUGCCAUUACCAACUUAAACAAGUGUCUGCAAAAAAAGGAACAAUAAUAUUGACUCACUAUAUGUAAGACUAGUGUAGUUGUGAAUUGUUCUAUAUAAUACUCCAUAUAUAAACUUUCUAUAUUGAAUGUACAUUAGGAAAAAAAAAAGAAUCAGACGCACUUGUACAUAAAAUUUUAAGAUUAAAUAAAGGGAAUCCACAG